UUGCCAACGGUAUCGAUUCGCAUGCACGUAAAGUUAGUAGUGAACUGCAAUUCACCACAGGACAGUUGUGAAAAAUUGUGUAGAAAAUUCGAACAGAAUGGCGAGAAUAGCAGCCAUAAAACAAUCUUUGGAGAAAGCGUUAAACGACGAAAGUAAACUAUGGACAAAAUACCUCGUCAAAGUUGAAAAGAAAACAGGACUUGAUCGGCUUUACAUUUUUCUAAGUGUUGUUGGAUUUUCAGCUUUAUAUUUGGUAUUUGGAAUCGGUCAACAGUUAGUUUGUAAUAUCUUUGGAUUUGCUUAUCCCGCAUAUUGUUCUAUGAAAGCCUUGGAAAGUCCAAAGAAAGAAGAUGAUACAAAGUGGUUAACCUAUUGGGUUGUUUUUGCUGUUUUUACCAUUGUUGAAUUUUUCUCAGAUUAUAUUUUAUGCUGGUUUCCAGUUUAUUGGCUUUUUAAGAGUCUCUUUUAUAUAUGGUUAAUGGCACCUAUUGAACGUAAUGGCUCUUUAGUAUUAUACCAUUGUAUCAUUAGACCAAACUUUUUAAGAUAUCAUCACAAAGUUGAUGAAAUAAUAUCAUCUGCUCAGGAUGCUGCAGUUAAAGCUGCAGCAAAUGCUUUAUUAACAGAGAAACAAGAUUAAUUUUUAUAAUUUUGAAUUCAUGGGGCUUAAAUUUUACAAAGUGCCUCGCAAAUUUUUAAUGUUUCUGUCUCUUCAAUCAUUCUUAAUAAAAAAGGGAAAAUGUAUUUGACAGCUUUAAUUUCCUAUAUACUAGAUUUAUAGUAUUGUGAAUGUUAUAAUCGACUGUGCCUAUUAUUCA
This is a messenger RNA of Eufriesea mexicana, 818 nucleotides long. Its product is annotated as receptor expression-enhancing protein 5. The coding region runs from base 98 to 640 and encodes 180 amino acids. NCBI's taxonomy places the organism in Eukaryota, Metazoa, Arthropoda, Insecta, Hymenoptera, Apidae. The transcript is spliced from 4 exons. The record is from RefSeq and is a predicted model, not a curated record.